GCCAGGAGAGCUAUAUACCCCGAGACGGAUAUGCCGCCUCAGACGCUGCCUCGUGUGUGUGACGGGAUGCGGUAACGCGUGACACACCGUGACGCGCCGCCGGAAAUGCCUCCGCGCGUGACAGUAAUGAAAUGGUUCCGCGCCCAGUUGAAGCAGCGUUCUCACUCUCUGCCCUGGCCUGCGUCGGAGUCCUCCCCAUCAGCCGACAGCGUCUCCUCGCCCUCCUGCCAAUCCUCCACACGCUCAGCCUUCAUUUCCCCGUCUCCCCGGCCCAGCGGUGUCCCACUCGCCACGCAUUGCCUCCGCAAAGCAUAUCACCACCACCCUUCGCCCGGGUACCCCGCUUCUCGGUCCACUCCGCGAAGUUUUGCCUUUCGAACGCUGAUCGUGGUCCUCUUCGUCCGUUCACACAUCACACACAGCUCGUCUGGGUGGACACUCGACUCACCUAGCAGCAUCGCCCUCCGGGAUCCGGGUGCGCACGGACCUCUCCUGCUGGCCCACUCGCCACGUCGGGGGCCGCGCGCUAUUACCCCCAAUUUACGUACCCAGUCCCCGUACCGCCCCUCCAUCGAUCGCUGCUACCUUAUCUUCAUAUCACCGCUUCCCUCCUCCCGCAAAGGCAGGCAAGGGCGUCGAGCCUCUAUUCCGAACCCUCCCAGCCGCCCUUUCCCCAGGUGCGCCCAUCUGCUCAGGUCAGCCAGACAUCUCAGCGCUAUCCCUUCUCAGGCGACCGCACCUACGCUGCCGAGCCAUCGGCCAAUCCUAUCCACCCGUCCCCUCUUUAGCGACGCCUCAUGGCCGCGAGCCAGCCCAGCGUUCACAUCGUUGUUUUCAUUUCCCUUUUGCCGGGCUGCGUCCCACUCCUCUUCUUUCGCCCUUCAUUUGGCAUCCUCAUCUGGCUUUCCCGUUCCCUUCCAGACGACCUUCCUUCGCUGUUCCGAUCAAAUCCCCCAUGUGCAUCUAUCCAACGCCUGUUGUCUUCUCGCCUAGAAUAAUACAAUUCGGCAGAAAAGGAAUAUACGUCUCUUCCUCAGCC
Molecule: messenger RNA, 1039 nt
Organism: Fomitopsis serialis
Lineage: Eukaryota; Fungi; Basidiomycota; Agaricomycetes; Polyporales; Fomitopsidaceae
Exons: 1
Coding region: 106-993 (295 amino acids)
Source: RefSeq, a predicted model, not a curated record